Molecule: messenger RNA, 1112 nt
Organism: Toxotes jaculatrix (banded archerfish)
Lineage: Eukaryota; Metazoa; Chordata; Actinopteri; Toxotidae
Gene: prxl2b
Product: peroxiredoxin like 2B
Exons: 7
Coding region: 122-727 (201 amino acids)
Source: RefSeq, a predicted model, not a curated record
UUGCAACUGUUGUGCAGGCGUAACUCGGACAUAUUGACUACAGAAAAAUUAUACGCUGUGGUUACAUCGUCUUUAACUUUGACCAGUCGGUAUUCAAGUCUGUGUGAACAAGUCUUAGAAAAUGGCAAACGUCGACCUCGCUCAGGUUGGAAAGAACUUGCUGAAGAGCGCUGAAACUGGAGAGAGUGUGGAGCUCCAGUCUCUGUGGCAGGACCAGCCCGUGGUCUUGUUCUUCCUGCGCAGGUUUGGCUGUCAGGUGUGUCGGUGGAUGGCAUCAGAGAUCAGCAAACUGGAGCCGGACCUGAGAGCCAGUGGUGUAGCGCUGGUGGGUGUCGGACCAGAGGAGUUUGGGCUGAAAGAGUUCAAGGAAAAAGGUUUUUUUAAAGGAUCCAUUUAUGUGGAUGAACAAAAGAAAUGCUACAAGGAUUUGGGCUUCAAAAGGUACUCAGCUUUAAGCGUGGUUCCCGCUGCUUUGGGGAAGAAAGUGCGAGAUGUAGCUGCAAAGGCCAGUGCUGAAGGAAUCCAGGGAAACUUCUCAGGAGAUCUGCUGCAGAGCGGAGGAAUGCUCAUUGUCGCCAAAGGUGGAGAAAAGGUCCUGAUGCACUUCAUCCAGGAUUCACCUGGAGACCACGUACCUCUGGAGGAUAUUUCCAAGGCUUUGGGUAUCUCGACCAAAGUAACAGCAGGACAGAGGCCGGUGUGCAAUGAUGAUGUUUGUACCCGAUGACGACGGCGCCUCAUGGUACCUGAACAACACCGACACUGUGGGAAACUGAAAUGGAGAUUUCAGAAGUGGAAUGUCACUAAAUUGUUGAAGUGAACUUAAAAUUGUUGCCAAUGCUCCUGAUUACUUAUAAUUUCUUUGUGAUAGUUACACAUUAUAUUAUAUUAUUAUCUACAGUGAAAGCUGCAGUGACAUUCCUUUGUAAUCUUGACUUUUGAAUUGUAAUGAAAGUCAUUUAUUUUAAGCUUACCUUGCACAGACAUACUGAUCACAGUGAUUUUUUUGUUUUUACUUGAUAAGUUAUGAAUUUGCAUUUAUUACACUCAUUUUACUAAACAAAAUAAUUAUUUUUUAUGUAUCUAAUUGUAAUAAAAGUUUAAAAUCAGUA